Messenger RNA from Solanum stenotomum, 1452 nucleotides. RefSeq lists its product as uncharacterized. The coding region runs from base 120 to 1259 and encodes 379 amino acids. NCBI's taxonomy places the organism in Eukaryota, Viridiplantae, Streptophyta, Magnoliopsida, Solanales, Solanaceae. Gene Ontology annotation, cellular component: nucleus. The record is from RefSeq and is a predicted model, not a curated record. The transcript has 2 exons.
CCGGCCUUGAUAUGGAAAAGCGAAACCCUAGGAAUAGGAAGAAGGGGAAUGAAUAGGUGAUAGAAAUUAGAAAGCGGCGGAGUCCGGUAGAGAUAUUAUCAAUCAUACCUUGUUCCGCCAUGGAAUCUUUGUUUGCAAACUAUGCUUCUUCAGAUGAAGAGGAACAAGUAACUCUUCCUCCCUCAAAAUCAACUUCUUCUUUCCUUUCAUUUCCCCCACCAAAAUCCCAUGAUCAACAACUGCGCCCACCGAAUGUUGGAAUUACCACUUCUUCUUCUUCUUCUUCUUCUUCUUCCCUUUUCUCUGUCCUCCCACCUCCAAAGACAACCAUGGAAGAUCCUCCACUCCUCCCCAAUUCCUCGGAUCCUAAACCCAAAAGGGUUGUUCAAUUUAAGCCUCCUGUCAACCCUUUUUCUCUCAAGUCUUAUAGUCUGGAUGAAGAUGAGGAUGAAAAAGAAAAACAAAGAAAAAGGUCUCAAUCUUUUGCUCAAACAUCUUCAGUUAAAUCAUUUUUGUCCACCAUUCCUGCUCCAAAGAACUCUACUACUUUGGGUGUUUUGGGUUCCGGCUCCGGAAGAAGAUCCAUCAUCGAAGCAGAUGUCCCUGUUCCUAAUCCGGCUAGCUCGAAUGAAGUUCUAGUUAAUUCCAAUACAGAGUACAAUGAGAGCCAGCAGAUUGAUGUGUCGUUUGAGAGUUUAAUGGGAGGUUUUGAUGGUCCCUCACAACAUAAUGCUGUUGCAGGUGAUUGGAAUGCACAGGGUUAUGUAAACCAUGACGGGUAUGCUGGCUAUGGUAAUGAUGGGGCUAGUGAUUAUUCUCAUGCGGCUCCACCAAAUGUGAAUUAUGUUGACUAUGACAGUAAUUAUGGCACUUACACUGGUUAUGAGCAGUAUGGUCAUAAUUGGACUGAUGGGUCUAGUGCUACAGAAGCAUCAACAACUACUGAUACGGCUGAAGUUGCAUUUAGAUUGCCUGGGAAGAGAGGCAGGAGUGAUGCUCCACAGAAUAUUGUUGAGGUGAACCAGGAUGAGUUGAUGAAGAAUCGGCCAAGGGAAGACCAAAGCAGGCUCACUGGGAUUGCCUUUGGGCCAUCUUACCAGCCUGUUUCGAGCAAGGGAAAGCCUUCUAAGCUGCUCAAAAGAAAGCAUCAAAUUAGUACUUUAUACUUCGAUAUGAAACAAAAAGAGAUGGAGCUGUCAGAACGACGGGCCAAGGGGAUGCAAACAAAAGCUCAAACUCAGGGAAAGUAUGGUUGGUGACAGUUUUAUGGUUUUCGAGGACAUGGUGAAUGAGCAACUUCCCUUUGUUUGGUAAUCAAAUUUUAAAUGUCGUCGAUAGUGGCUUUGAAAGCAUUGUAGUGCAAUAUUUGUGCAAUUUCCUAGUAAUAAGUAGUGUCAAUACUGAUGGUUCCUUGUAAUGAUAUACUGUACGAUGAAGGCAAAUUGUUGAUUA